CCGGAGCCGCAAGCUCGGGUUCUAUUCUUAGUCCCCGUCCAUGAAUGCUUGAAUGGUUGACUUGUACUGAUUGUGCAUUGAUGCAGAUGGUCGACAAUGUACUGAGACCGGACUGUUGACGAAAUGAAUCCUGCUUCCGGUGCAUGCGAUCGCCCCUUCGAUCUGUUAUCCUCGGAUUCCUCGCAGCCACAUACCGCCGGCACUGCCUCUCAGGUCUUCUCAACCAUAUGCAACACAUUCUGAUUUUCUCCGGCUCACAUGCUCGCGAUGCCCAGCGAACCCGUAUAUGAACUCGACGCAGGGCAACAUGCCCUCCUCCCGUACUCAGCGCACAGACCCUCGUUACAGUCCCAAAGGCUCGGUGACCUUCCCUGUGUCUUGGUCCUAGGAAUCGUCUUUCCUUGAAGUAUAGAUCGGGAGCCUGGGCUUGCUUGCCACCUCUCAGUCGUUCUUUUCACAGUCGUUCGUUAUAUCCUAGGAUCUGGGCAUGUCUUUCAGGAAUCUAGUCUUCCUCGGGCUGACGCUCUCCGCCUUCGCUCGCGCGCAAAACCUGCUUAUUGCCGACGAUGAUGGAUGGGCUACGGCGCAGAUUCGGGCGCAGUAUGCGUCCUUGACGGAUGCGGGCUACAAUGUGGUCCUCUCGUGCCCGGCACUCAACCAGUCAGGGAAGGGCUCAUCAUCGCAGACGCCUACGCCGAUGACUGAGCCAUGCGAGUUCAAUACUUGUCCCAUAGGAUCGCCAGCAGAGGGAUACAACGCGAGUGAUCCGCAACUCAACUAUGUCAAUGGACAUCCUGUUGAUGCAGCCCAAUAUGGCGUCGAGGAGCUCGCACCGAAGUUCUUCGGUGGAUCCGCGCCAGAUUUCGUGGUAAGCGGACCUAACAUCGGGACUAACCUCAACAUCAUCACUCAGUUCUCUGGAACAAUCGGAGCAGCUUCUGCUGCAGCCAAGCUCGGCGUUCCCGCUGGGGCCUUCUCCGGCACCUCCGGAUCUGAAGUCUCCUACACCACUCUGAGCUCGGACCCCAACGCGACCUCCACGCUCGCCGCGCGCCUCUACUCCUCCCUCACCACGCACUUCGUGCAGACGCUCCUCGCGGCAUCGCCGGACCUCCAGCCGACGUCGAUCCUCCCGAACGACACGAUCGUGAACGUGAACUACCCCGCGAUCGACGGCUGCGCGGACGUGUCCGACUACAAGUGGGUGCUCGCGCGGAACCUCUGGAACCCGUUUGCGACGGACGUCGAGACGUGCGGGAGCACGCGUCUGCCGGACGAGGUCAGCGUGGUGAACAAGGACGGGUGCUAUGUCAGCGUAUCGCUGUUGAGUGCAAGCACAAAGACGGAUGUGGGGAGUGACUUGCAGGCAGAGGUGCUUGCGAAGCUCCAGGGUCUGCCGCUCAGCUGCUUGCCGUGAGCACCUUCUGGAAUCUGGUUCAGGUGUGAUGUGGUAUAAGUGAUGUUUCGGCACGCAAGAUAAACUGUAUACCCAUAUUCAGAGGUGUAUGAGAAGUGUGUUGGAACGUUGCGGAGAUACCGGGCCAGUGUUGCGAGUAGACACAUCAUUUAUUUUCAUACCGAUGCUCGGGCAGCGAUGUCGCCUACAUACUGUGCUUCGAUGCUAGCCUCUUGGAACUGCAGGUGCCGUAAGCAAUGUUCAUAUCGCACUUCAAAGCCCGACACGUCGAGGCUACGGCUGAGGAAGAGAAGACACGUCUGGCAGUCGUACAAUGGAUGGAGCCAAUCGCCGAAUGACAGGCUGGCAA
Molecule: messenger RNA, 1766 nt
Organism: Rhodofomes roseus
Lineage: Eukaryota; Fungi; Basidiomycota; Agaricomycetes; Polyporales; Fomitopsidaceae
Product: sure-like protein
Exons: 7
Coding region: 488-1417 (309 amino acids)
Molecular function (GO): nucleotidase activity
Source: RefSeq, a predicted model, not a curated record